AUGACUCAAGCCGCGCAGUACCCUACUGAGAGUGUCAAGUCUAUGUUCCCCACGGAUUCCGGUGGUGUGAACAACCCAGCUAGCGAGACCCUCGUGGACUCCUACCAGUCGCUCGACCCUGCCCGUGCUUCGCUGGAGGACUAUAAUCGCUCCAUGCUGCAGUACACUCAACGUCAAAUGUCUACCUUCGUUGACGUCGAUGACUCUCAUCGCGGGAGUGGCACCAGCAGCCGUAGCAGUCAGAGCAGCGGUCAGAGCGGCCGCAGCAAUGAUGCCACUGGCAUGGCGCGCAAUGCCAACGGCCCCCCUACGUCCGUUAACACCGCUGCUCACUUAGCUACUUCUAAGGUCAGCGGUCGUGACAUGGCUGAUAACGAAUCUGCUGCAUACUAG
Messenger RNA from Penicillium salamii, 393 nucleotides. Lineage: Eukaryota; Fungi; Ascomycota; Eurotiomycetes; Eurotiales; Aspergillaceae. The record is from the annotation of a GenBank genome assembly.